Messenger RNA from Nerophis lumbriciformis (worm pipefish), 1203 nucleotides. NCBI's taxonomy places the organism in Eukaryota, Metazoa, Chordata, Actinopteri, Syngnathiformes, Syngnathidae. The record is from RefSeq and is a predicted model, not a curated record.
AUGGAGAGAGACACCUAUGUGCUUCUUGUCACCGCAAAUGUCGGGUCACUCUUCGACAAUGUGGGUGAAAUUCAAAAUGAAUGGCUACAGGAGUUAUACAAGACCAUCCGCACCUACCAGCCACAGUUCAUCGCCCUACACUUUCAGGAGGUGGGAGGGAAAGACUACAUGGUCAACAUGGGGCACGCAGAAGAAUUCUUUUGGAGCAUUGAGUCCAGUGAAGAACUGAAAGAUUUUGACAGGCGCUGCAUCUAUGUGGACAACCAGUUUCAAGCAGAAGACCGUUUCACGGCAUUGGGCAGCAUGUACUUCAUCCACAAGUCAUUGAAGAACAUCCGCCAGUAUGACUUUAUUGUCAAGGAUUUUAAAGCAGUGCCGGGACUGGACAAGUACGUGGGCUCCCUAGACGGGGUCACUACUGUGGAGAAAGAAAAAUUCCCAAAGAAUUUCUGGCCUGAUUUCAAGUGGUCCAGGAAGGGCUUCAUGAGGACCCGCUGGAUCAUCCACGACCGAGGGCUGGACCUGGUCAACGUCCACCUGUUUCAUGAUGCCUCCAACCUCAUUGCCUGCAAUUCUAGUCCUUCUAUCUAUUCUGCCAACCGUAAAAACGCUCUCCAACAUGUCAUCAACAGGAUAUCAGACAACUGCCACACACCGAUGCCUUUCUUCCUGUUUGGAGAUUUUAACUUCCGUUUGGACACGCUGAGUCUAGUCCAGCAUCUGUCUACAUCGGCUGAAGUGCAGACUGUGAAAAAGGACAGCACUAAUGAAGUGCAGAAAAUCAUCUGUGAAGAGAAGGCUGACCGCCAGGUAGUGCUUCUGCUGAUUGAGGACAAACUCUUUGCCUACCUUUACCAAGCUGCAUUCAGAGAAAACAAUGGCAAAGCGUUGCUGAAAUAUGACAAAGAAGUUACUGCCUUUCAUGAUGUUGUUAGAGAAGAGGAAAUCCAGUUUCCACCCAGCUACCCCUACAGCGAAGAGUACACUAAACCCACCCAGUACAUGAACACUCGUUGUCCCGCCUGGUGCGAUCGGAUUUUGAUGUCACACAGCGCACAGCAAUUCAUCAACAGUGUAAGUCACCACCACUAUGGUGCCGAUGGUGAGAGAACUGUAAUUUACGACACAGUGGGCCCCAAUGUUUGUAUGGGAGAUCAUAAGCCCGUUUUCUUAUCCUUUGCACUGAAGACAAAUGAACAUUGA